This is a messenger RNA of Ostertagia ostertagi, 342 nucleotides long. Lineage: Eukaryota; Metazoa; Nematoda; Chromadorea; Rhabditida; Trichostrongylidae. The record is from the annotation of a GenBank genome assembly.
AUGCUCGUCCUUACCAUCGUCCCAAGUACUUCUACGUCGCCAAUGGACGACAUGUUGUGGAUUACCGUCUGUGCGACCAUCAGCGUCAGUGUGUUCGGUGUCGUCAUAUAUCAGCAUAAAGUAAGAGCCAUUCAGAGAGUAUUCUUUUCAGGCAAAUUGAAAGGGAAAGCGCCAAUUCUGCAGUGGAUCGGUCGCGUCGAAAUGAAGCAGUAUCAGGAUUGCCCAGUAGCAGUACGGGUGCCGCGACAAUUCGACGAACCAGAAGAGGAUCAACUGUUCCGAGAAAUUUCCUCAAUGAGAAGACUUCGCCAUCACGAUCACAUUGCUUUGUUUCUCGGUACA